This is a messenger RNA of Postia placenta MAD-698-R-SB12, 1746 nucleotides long. RefSeq lists its product as hypothetical. The transcript is spliced from 11 exons. The record is from RefSeq and is a predicted model, not a curated record. Bases 4 to 1491 code for a protein of 495 amino acids. Lineage: Eukaryota; Fungi; Basidiomycota; Agaricomycetes; Polyporales; Adustoporiaceae.
GCGAUGCACGAAGUUUCGCCACAGUGUAUUGCAAGAGAGAGUACGGACAGCUUCAUUGUGAGCUUUCCUGGGACGACAACGACGGAUGUGGACUCUGUAGAUGUGCCCUUUCAAAUCGAGCUUCCGGACUACUGCCAGGGGAGCAUGCUGCAGCCCACCACUGCACUUCGAAAUGACCGGUACAAUACAACAGAAAUGGUUUAUCCAACCUCAGUCAAUAUAGUAGCUGGAGUACAUAGCACCGCUUGCCUCAUAGAGCCUAAGUAUCUCCCGAUGAGUUGGGCUCAUCAUGUCAAUCCUGAAGGAGCGAACUACUAUGUAAACAAUGCCGGUGCCGUCUGCGUCGUCACAGAUGCCCCACUUCAUAAGCAAGAUAUCCGCGAGAAGAUACACGCCUCUGUCGAGAAAAUCCAUAUUCUCGUCGAACAUUUAGGAUUCAAAUUGCCUGCAGACUGUGAAUUGUAUAUCAAGCCUUGCAGUACUAGCGACAAGGUGUCGUAUUAUUUUGUGGAUCAUGACAGUCAGACCGAAUUCUGGCUUCAAAAUGUGGAUAGCGAGGAAUUGGAUAUACCGGAUGUCUCGUCCAUCGAGCAUUUAAAAUACAUUCUCCAAGAGCAUUACUGGACUCAUGUUGAAUACUUCCCUCAUCGAUCGGUGUCAACUAAGCAUCGCGAUGAGCUGGUCAAUAUGUUACGCCAUGCACAAGUCGAUCAGCUCACAUCCGACAGCUCGACCUUUCCGUAUGACGCUGAACAUUGCACAAAAUUUCUGGCAUUAAUCGAAGGCAGUGAUAUUGAUAAUCCCUACAUGACAUGUGUUAUUGCACGCCUCUGGAUAGUAAUCUCACAACAGAGGUUCACUCAAUUCUACGCAGAAGAUCAUGCGCGCUUGUGCCGAUUCCAAAGGCGGUUUGAGCUCUCGCCUGUCGUCCAGGAUAUCAAGGCGCAGAUAUGUUCGGCUCUUCUUUUUGGUAUGCCUAGCAGCAUCCAGAAAGACUUGGAGCAGCUUUUCGUCGAUCGCAUCGUUUAUGGAAUGCACUGGCGCAAAUUUAUGCUGACGCAAGAACGCAGCUGGCGGGAAUCUGCCUAUUUGUCUGCUGGACUCAUUACGGCUACCGCAAUUGCUCUUCGCUUCUCUCGGUCUCUCUUAUGCCUGACUACUGGCGCGGUCUCUCUUAUGCUCUCCCUGGGCGCAUUGGGGUCGAGCAUUGCACUGCUUCAACGAUACGUUAAGGGUGGUGAAAUGAAUGCCGCCACAGCGGCCCAACACAUCACGGAGGUCGAGCAUGACAAAUACGGCUUUGGACCUAUUGCCGCGAUACACAGCCUUCCGAGAGCCCUGAUCUACUGGACCUUGGUCGCCCUUGCCUUCCACACGCUAUCAUAUGCGCUCACAACGCAGAGCAUCACCAUGAUAGCGACAACCAUCACAAUGAUGAUAUUGGCCGGCACCAUAUCCUUCAAGUCGAGGAGCCUACUUAGCAAUAAAUAACGGACGUCAGCCGUGAUAUAUUUUAAUGCUUGGCUUGGUCACCUUCAGGGUCUUGAACAGGUUGAAGGUAUCACGCAGCAUCUUCACCUGGCCUAAAGGCUUAAAAUGGAGGGCCUUAGUCAUCAUUAUCGUGCUAUCUGUAUAUCUCAGGUAGCGCAGAACUGACGUCCAUAGUCGUGCUUUCGCGAUUCAACAUCGUCUUUACGUUAUGCAAUAGUAGCUUGAUGUAUUUGGAAAACAAGCUAGUUUUGUGUU